CUGAGCUCAAGCGUCAUAAGCAGUGGCAUAUGCGUAUUCGUAAAUACAACGCGUUUGGAGAGGUUGUGCAGUGAACAACUCUCUUCGAUAAACGACACAAUGGUAGAUUUAAAGACAAAUGUGAGUUUCGCGUGCCAACGGUGUCUACAGCCACUGAAACUAGACUCUAGUUUCGAUCACCUCGGAGAGCACACUCUGGCUGAACUCUCACUUCCUAUACAACAGCAAGUUGUUGGAGAAUUAGAACCUCAGAGUGAUAGUAUAGAACAUUUAGUUCCACCAUUCAGAUUAACUGAAUCAGGAAAUGGUACAAAUGGAUUUAUGUUGGUGGGUGAUUCUGGUGAAACAGAAAGCUUAAGUCAUCAUUUAAAGGUACGAGCUACAUUAUUUGACAUUCUGAGCAGUAGUAGUUCAGCAGAUCAUCCACUUUGCGAUGAGUGUACAGAUAGUCUUUUGUUAUUAAUGGAUCAGCAAUUAAGAAUGACAGAAGGAGAAUGGUCAGAUUAUAAUGAAUAUCUGAAGAGAUUAGAAAUGGAACAACAAUAUCAGGGACAUGAAGAUGUAGAAAUGGAGAAUCUUACAAAGGAAUUACAAGAUGUAAAAGCUGAGGAAGAGAGAAUGAUAAGAGAAUUGGAGGCAUUGAGGAAAGAAGAAAUAGCCACCAAGAACGCCAUAGCGGAACAAGAAAGGGAAAGAGAAAGAUUGCAAAGUGAAGAAGACAGGUAUUGGAAAGAAUAUUCAAAGCACCGAAGAGAUCUCAUGUUAGCUGAAGAUGAAUGUCGCAGUUUGGACAACCAACUAGCAUACGCAGCUGCACAACUUCAAAGGUUGAAGAAAACAAAUGUUUUUAACGCCACAUUUCAUAUCUGGCACUCGGGCCACUUUGGAACUAUAAAUUCAUUUCGAUUAGGACGAUUGCCGAGUGCACCAGUGGAUUGGAGCGAAAUAAACGCCGCUUGGGGACAAACGACUCUUUUGCUAGUAGCUCUUGCGCGCAAAAUGAAUCUAACAUUCAAACGUUUCCGUUUAGUACCAUUUGGCAAUCACAGUUAUAUUGAAGCACUGGAUCAAAACAAGGAGCUUCCAUUGUACGGAAGCGGAGGAUUCAAAUUUUUAUGGGACACAAAAUUUGACGCAGCUAUGGUGGCGUUUCUGGAUUGCUUACAGCAAUUUAAGGAACAAGUAGAAAAAGGAGAUAGUGGAUUUUGUCUGCCAUACAGAAUGGAUCGAGGAAAAAUCGAAGACUCUGCAACAGGGAACUCUUACUCCAUAAAAAUACAAUUUAAUUCAGAAGAGCAAUGGACUAAGGCCCUAAAGUUCCUACUAACAAAUUUAAAAUGGGGUCUUGCAUGGGUUAGCUCUCAGUUUACAAAAGAUGAAUUGAAUAUUAAUUGAAUAUUGGUACUUGUAAUUUUGCGUAACUUUACUUAUGCAAUGAUCUGGUACUUGCUUGUGUAUAAAAGCUCUAUUUGUAAAUAAACUUCGUUGAAUGAUAGUAUUA
Messenger RNA from Linepithema humile (Argentine ant), 1501 nucleotides. RefSeq names its product Beclin-1-like Atg6 (gene Atg6). The record is from RefSeq and is a predicted model, not a curated record. Gene Ontology annotation, cellular component: phosphatidylinositol 3-kinase complex, class III, type II; phagophore assembly site; phosphatidylinositol 3-kinase complex, class III, type I. Gene Ontology annotation, biological process: autophagy; late endosome to vacuole transport; autophagosome assembly. NCBI's taxonomy places the organism in Eukaryota, Metazoa, Arthropoda, Insecta, Hymenoptera, Formicidae.